UAUUCGGUUCUUGUCAAAUCUGUCUAAAAGUGCUCCGUGAAGUGGUCCCUGGAUCGCAGCCUCGGAUGGACGCGGGCGGAUUCACUUGCUGCUCUUGCGUAAACCUCACUCCAGCUGGGAACUUCACGCUACGCACACCAGAUGCAAGGCAUAGGCGCCGGCUCCCGCGCCGAUCGAGCGUUGGUAUUCUAUGAACGCUUCAACGAGAGCAUCUCUGCCGCUCAAAAACUCGUCCAGAAUGCAAGCUCCAGCUCAGAGCUCACGAAGCCUCUGCAGGUCGUCUCUCAGCUCAGAGCAGACGUGACAGAGUACCACGACUUGAUACCAUCAUACGAUAGGAACACGUACGAAAACAAGCUGCGCCAGCUAGCUGCUGAGAUAACAGCCAAGCGAGCUGAGUUAGGCAAGUCAAGUGGGCGUUUCUCUCUCCGACGGGCGCCGAAGCCACAGCCUGCAUCGAAUGCUCCUUCACAUUCACCUUCCACAAAACCAGACGAAGGGACAUCGACCCCUCGUCUAUCAGCCUCGAUGCAUGCGGCAGCAGCGGAAGAAUUACACUCAAAGCCAAAGCGGGUUUUCACGGGAAAGAAGAGAGCGCGCUUGACGCGCAACGAUGCGAUCUUCCAAGACGGCACCUCCUCCGGUGAUCUGCAUAUCUCAGACUGCAUCGAUUGCUUGAUCGACCUUCGGCCGCCUCCGCCUCCGGAGGACGCAGGUGCGAGCGAUGCGGCUGCCCGAACAAGACCCAAGCUGACUUCACUGCAAGCUGUGCAACUACGCGCGAUCAAGAACUCUGUGCUGCUGCUCGGUGAGAUCGACGGCAGCGUCAUGGUGCACGGUUGCGAGAACUGCAUCAUCGCGGUGAAGAGCCGUCAGUAUCGCAUGCACACUUCAGAAAGCAUCAUCGGCCUCAUCGACAGCGCGUCUGUCAUUACAAUUGAACACUGCAGCAACCUUGCGCUCGCGCCUUGUCCGUCACCUUUACGGAAACAACGCGAUGCGUCUUCGCCCCAUUCAGUUGCAGAUCCAGACUCGCAUCUGAAUCCGACCGCUGUCACGAAUGCGCCAUCGAAAGGAAAGUUUGAAGUGCAAGACUUUGACCACAUCUCUCGUGCGACCGCGUCACCUAGUUGGAUUCUCGCAAAGCCUGAUGUGGUGGCCAAGGUCGUCGCGUGGACCGCAGAGCAACAGAAUCCUGACCAAAUGCAAUUGCAGGUCGGCGUACUUCUGGCACCCUAGACGCCCUGCUGCAACGCGCAGCGGCCCGCGGAUGUGGUGCCGAGAGAAGGGAUGCUAUACAAGUGGAGAUGUAAUCCUGUUCUCC
This is a messenger RNA of Tilletiaria anomala UBC 951, 1324 nucleotides long. RefSeq lists its product as uncharacterized. The record is from RefSeq and is a predicted model, not a curated record. The coding region runs from base 142 to 1239 and encodes 365 amino acids. Lineage: Eukaryota; Fungi; Basidiomycota; Exobasidiomycetes; Georgefischeriales; Tilletiariaceae. The transcript has 4 exons. Gene Ontology annotation, biological process: post-chaperonin tubulin folding pathway; tubulin complex assembly. Gene Ontology annotation, cellular component: cytoplasm.